This is a messenger RNA of Nanorana parkeri, 1013 nucleotides long. Its product is annotated as oocyte zinc finger protein XlCOF19-like. The annotation marks the transcript as partial. Lineage: Eukaryota; Metazoa; Chordata; Amphibia; Anura; Dicroglossidae. Gene Ontology annotation, molecular function: DNA-binding transcription activator activity, RNA polymerase II-specific; RNA polymerase II cis-regulatory region sequence-specific DNA binding. Gene Ontology annotation, cellular component: nucleus. The transcript has a single exon. Gene Ontology annotation, biological process: regulation of transcription by RNA polymerase II. The record is from RefSeq and is a predicted model, not a curated record.
GACACCCCGACCUAUCUCCUGAGGGCGAGCCGGAGGAAUACGCAGAGGUCAAUUCCAGAAGUUCCCGUUCGAGACGUUACAACUCCUACAAGUCGCCAGGUCCUUCCACUCGCCAGGGGCCAUCGGCAGGUCGAGCGGGCGGCGCCAACGCCCAGGCGGGACGUUCCAGCAGGUCCGGCUCCAACCCCGGGGGAUCUUCCCUGGACAGACCCGACACCGUGACCCGGAAGACGGCAGAUCGGGGGAGCGAGAUGUUCUCCUGCUCCGAAUGCGGCAAAAGCUUCACCUCGAAAUCCAGCCUGCGCGGCCACCAGAAGCUUCACACGGGGGAGCGGCCGUUUUCGUGCUCCGUGUGCGCCAAAACCUUCAUACGGAGGACCCACCUCAACAUACAUCAGACCACUCACGUGGGCGAGCGGCCGUUCAAGUGCACCGAGUGCGGCAAGGGCUUCUCGCAGAACUCGGACCUCCGCAAGCACCUGUUUAGCCACUCGGGCGAGUUCCCGUUCUCCUGCGGCGACUGCGGCAAGGGAUUCCCCCGCAAGUCCGAGCUCAUCAGGCACCGGCGGUCGCACACGGGCGAGCGUCCGUACGAGUGCACGGAGUGCGGGAAGUGUUUCAUGGAUAAGUCGCAGCUGACCGCGCACAAGAGGUAUCACUCGGGUGAGAGGCCGUACAUAUGCUCGGAAUGCGGCAAGAGCUUUGCCGGCAAAUCGGAAUUGAACAGGCACUGGAGCGUCCACAGCGGCUUGAAGCCGUUUUGGUGCUUCGAGUGCGGGAAAGGUUUUACGCUGAAGAGCAGCCUCGUCACCCACCAGAGGAGGCACGCGGGAGACAUGCAGUAUUCGUGCGCCGAGUGCGGCAAAAGCUUCGUCGCCAGGUCAGCGCUGGCCCGGCACGAGGUGAUCCACACCGGGAUAAAGCCGUAUCCUUGUUCCAAGUGCGAUAAAAGCUACCUCGACAAGUCCCAGCUCAUCAAACACGAGCUAGUGCAUGCGAAAGCGCAGUCCUAG